Messenger RNA from Brachypodium distachyon (stiff brome), 1629 nucleotides. Its product is annotated as zinc finger protein WIP6. The transcript has 2 exons. Gene Ontology annotation, biological process: regulation of gene expression; anatomical structure development. Gene Ontology annotation, molecular function: DNA-binding transcription factor activity. Bases 127 to 1164 code for a protein of 345 amino acids. Gene Ontology annotation, cellular component: nucleus. NCBI's taxonomy places the organism in Eukaryota, Viridiplantae, Streptophyta, Magnoliopsida, Poales, Poaceae. The record is from RefSeq and is a predicted model, not a curated record.
UGCAAGGUAGCCCCGCCGGCGCCCUCUUCCUCCAGCACUUGUUGCUUCCCAUCCAGCUGCCUAGCUACCCAACAUCGACCAGGUUUGGCCCUUGGCCGGGAGAGAGAGAGAUAGAGAUCGAGAGCCAUGCACAGCUACAGAGCCAUGCACCCGUACCACCCCGCCCCUGCAGCUGCUGCUUCGAGCAAGCAGCAGGCCGAGGAGGACGACCAGUCGAUGCUCCUCCUCUCCCUCUGGCCUCCCGGCCACCACGACGCCUCCUCCUCGUCUCACUCCGCCGCCUCCUCCUGCUCGCCCAGCUGGUUCAUCAGCAGCCAUUACAACAAUGGCGGCGGCGGCGCAGGAGGAGGGGCCGGAGGGUUCAUGUUCCACGAUCAGCAGCAGCCGGUCGUCGUGGACCACCCCAACGUGUCCGUCUCACUCUCCAUAGCCCCUCCCUGCGCCGGCGCCCCUAAUAAUCUGCAGGCCGCCGGGGGAUCAAUGAGCUUUGCCGCGCCGCCUUCUUCGCCUUCGCUGCAGCAGCAGCAGCCGAGCCAGUACUGGAUCCCCUCUGCCGCCGAGAUCCUCGUCGGCUCCACCCAGUUCUCCUGCGCCGUCUGCAACAAGUCCUUCAACCGCUUCAACAACAUGCAGAUGCACAUGUGGGGGCACGGGUCGCAGUACAGGAAGGGGUCGGACUCGCUGCGAGGCGCCGUGACAACAACAACAACAACGACAACGGCGGCGCUCACCCCGCCGCCGUCGCUGAUGCGGCUCCCGUGCUACUGCUGCGCGGAGGGUUGCCGGAACAACAUCGACCACCCGCGGGCGCGGCCGCUCAAGGACUUCCGGACGCUGCAGACGCACUACAGGCGGAAGCACGGCGCCAGGCCCUACGCGUGCCGCCGCUGCGGGAAGCGCUUCGCCGUGCGCGGCGACUGGCGCACCCACGAGAAGAACUGCGGCAAGCUCUGGUUCUGCGUCUGCGGCUCCGACUUCAAGCACAAGCGCUCCCUCAAGGACCACGUCAGGUCCUUUGGGGGCGGCCACGCGCCGCACAUCGUCGAGUCGUCGUCCGUCGGAGCUGUCGAUGACGACGAAGACUACGACGACGAUGAUGGAGACCUUCUGCAGCACGACGACAACGCCAACGCCGGCGAGGGGAGCGACAUGAUCUUGGCCUAGCUACUUAGCUAGUCAUCUCCUCGAUCAUCUCUAGUAGUGUUUGUUUCUUCCUUCUCUUAGUUAGUUAAUUAGUUAUAUAGUUAGUUUGCUUCCCAAUUGCAAUGCAUUGCACGGCGAAGUACUAGCUAGUACUCUGAUUAAGUAUUACUAUUACCCUAGUGCAAGCUUAAUUGCAUGCAUCAUAUGCUCAAGUGUCUGUCUGCCCCAAGGAAGAAGCAUCAAUUUAGCUAGAGGAGAUCCAUAGAUGAGAGAUGCGUGUGUACUGUGUGUGUGUUUGUUCUGUAGGGUCAUUUCUUGUAUCUGUCCGUCGUCGUUUGGUCUUUAUCCGUGUCUAAAGUUGUAGCACUGUUUAGUACGUACUGUCUCAUGCAUGUCAAGAUCGAGUACAAAAGAGCUGGAUCAGACAAGGAGAGAGUUGUGUGCUCCUAUUUCCAUAUCCAUCAUACCAAGCUUAUUUAUUUUCUA